AUUCUGUCAGUUAUUAAGGACAAAUGUACCUUAUAAUAGCUCAUGGAAGAGAAAACACAUUUCAAGACGUUUUUGGGUUCAAAAUUGCCGAAGUAUGGAACAAAAUCUGUAAGAAGUACACUGCAGCCGAUGCCAAAUGGGACACCUGCUAACUUACCAGGAGUUUCUAAGAGUAGUGCUAUCAAAAGUUACAUAAAAAAUAAUGGCUCAGAUUGUCCAUUGUCCCAUUCAUUUAACUGGAGAAAGGAAAAUAAAUACCUACUCAGCGAACAAAGUGCUGGAAAGCCUAAUGAUAUUCAGAAUUCUCAUGAUAAAUUAAUUGAUCCUAAAAAACAUGCUCCUUCUCAAGGAACAUUUGACAAAAGUAGGAUAAAAGGAGGUUUAAAAGGUGUUUCUGUACUCACAUCGAAAGUAGCAAAGCCAUCCACUAUGUUUGUAUCAUCUGCAGAGGAGUUAAACCAGAGGUCUUUGGCUGGACCAUCUAAUUUGGGUAGAUUCACCAAAGGUACAUUUUUAGGAAGGACGUCAUAUUCUUCAGUCAGUGCUCCAAAAUCACAGUUGAAUGGAUUUUAUGGAAAUAGGUCAGUUGCUAGCAUGCAAAGGCCUAGAGCAAACUCAUGUGCCACCAGAAGCAGUUCUGGAGAAAGCUUAGCACAAUCCCCAGACAAUAUUAAAUCUGUUACUUGUGAAAAAAUGGUAAGGUCACAAAGUUUUUCACAUUCCAUUCAGAAUUCAUUCCUUCCACCUUCAUCUAUAACCAGAUCACAUUCCUUCAACCGAGCUGUAGAUCUUCCUAAGCCUUAUCAAAACCAACAGCUACACAUUAGAGUGCCUCUAAGGUCAAGUAUACUAACAAGAAAUUCCCAGCAGUCAGAAGGACUCAAUGGUAAUGAAAAUUUAGGGUAUGGAUUUAAUAGACCUUAUCCUGCUGGUAGAAAGAAGUUGAGUUUAUUGAAUGGCCCUGGUGUAACUUCCACUUUGGGUUAUAGGAUGGUUCAUCCUUCUUUACUGAAAUCUAAUAGACCUCCAUUUGCUGGGAGUAUCACAGUUGAUGGUAAUAAAAAUGCACCUGAUGACAAGUUUGUAGAGGAACAUGCUACAGUUUUGGCUAAUGAAAGAGCUACUAAUAAGGACCAAAAAGUAAUUGAAAAUGAUAGUUAUAGAACAGAAAAUGACCAGACCGUGAAAAAUGAUUUGAAAAUUAGAUAUCUAAGUGAUGAUGUGGAUGAUAUUUCCUUGUCUUCUUUGUCAUCUUCUGAUAAGAAUGAUUUAAGUGAAGACUUUAGUGAUGAUUUUAUAGAUAUUGAAGACUGUAACAGAACUCAGAUAACUCCAGAGGAAAUUUCUGUCAAAGAAGAAAAGCAUGAAAAUGUACCACCAAAUGAUAUAUUUGAUUCUCCCAAGGAAAAUGAAAAGUCUUUCAAUAAAACUGAUGGAUGGAUAGACAUGAGUGUGUCUGAUAGGAGUGAAUGUACAAAGCAUACUUCUGGGAAUAACUUGAUUUCACCAGAUACAGAUUUCAGAGUUGGUUCUUCCUUUGAACUCUCUCCGUCUGAUAGCUCUGAUGGAACAUACAUGUGGGAUGAAGAGGGCUUGGAGCCCAUUGGAAAUGUGCAUCCGGUUGGGAGCUAUGAGUCCUCUGAGAUGAACAGCAUAGAUAUUCUGAAUAAUCUUGAAUCAUGUGACCUUGAGGAUGAUGACCUUAUGCUUGAUGUGGAUCUGCCUGAGGACACACCUGUUGAAAAUGUGGAGUGUGACAAUAUGAAGCGCUUUGACCGAUCAGAUAGAAAUGUUCGGCAGUCUCAGGAAGGAUUUUGGAAAAGGCCACCCCAGAGGUGGAAUGGACAAGAACACUACCACCUCAGCCAUCCUGAACACUAUCAUCACCAUGGAAAAAGUGACUUGAGCAAAGGCCCUCCCUAUAGAGAAUCUUCUUUGGGUCAUUUUGAAAGCUAUGGAGGGACCCCCUUUUUCCAGGCUCAGAAAAUGUUUGCUGAUGUACCAGAAAAUACCGUAAUACUGGAUGAAAUGACCCUCCGGCACAUGGUCCAGGACUGCACUGCUGUAAAAACUCAGUUACUGAAACUGAAACGUCUGUUGCAUCAUCAUGAUGGAAGUGGUUCCUUGCAUGAUAUUCAACUCUCAUUGCCAUCUAGCCCGGAACCAGAAGAUAGUGAUCAGAUAUAUAAGAAUGAAGAUUUAUUAAAUGAAAUAAAGCAACUUAAAGAGGAAAUAAAGAAAAAAGAUGAAAAAAUCCAACGAUUAGAACAUCAACUUGCAGCUCGGUGUAACUGCCACCAAAAAUCCAAAGAGGAAAAAUGCACUUAUGCUGAUAAAUAUACCCAAACACCCUGGAGAAGAAAUUCUCCUCAAGUACUACAGCCUUCCAGCAGCCUUCCCAGACCCACAGACCACACCCAGGGAAAACUAAUAAAGCUGCAGCGUACCGAGGCCCACAGUGAAUGUGCUCCCCAGAGCACCCAUCAGAGAGUUACGCAUCUGGACAAAAGCUUUACGCAUGGCUGGCAACAAGAAAGCAAGUACAGUCUAGAUGACCUGCCUUUCUUGUCAAGCCCACAAUUCACUACAGACAUGGCUAAUAGUAUGUCUUCUGAAGCAAACUUGAAAAUACCUGUAAAUGCUCCAGAGCCUUAUCAUUUGGCGAAUAACAACGUAAGUGAUGUGCAGUUUGUACCCACUUCUCUGCCGACACCCCCCCAAUCAAGUACAGCAGACCAAGCUAAGAGAGUUAUAAGAAAUCAGCCUUCACCAGUGGGCUACAUGUCUCAGCCCAAGGCCUUGCAACUUAUAAAGCCAUCCAUCCUGAAUUCUUUGGUAACUCCUCCAGUCUCUGAAUCAUCUCCAAGUAAGACUGCCACUUGUAAGAAGUCACCAAUAAUCACACUGUGUAAUUCAUCAAAACUUCAGCCACCAUCUAGUCAGACAAAUCUUACAAAUAAUCCUAAUCUGAAAGAAUCUAAGCUUCGCCCCCCUUCCAGCUCUUUCAAACAAAAACAAAUAAGUAACCCCCGACUAGAGCCUCAAAACUUCCAGGCCAAGACAAGCAUCCCAAGACCACUAACACGAAGAAAAGAAGUUGUGCAGAUUCUGAAUGACAGUUUUCAUUCUGGGGAUUGUUUGGCCGCUAAUCGAUAUUCUCGUCUUCCUAAACCAAAGAUACAUUAAAUACAUAGCCAUCACGUACCAGUUUGCUUUUGUGAAACAAGCUCAUCUGUCCUUUAUGUGCAUUUUAUUACCAAGGUGGAGGUUCCAUUGAAAGCCUGCAAAUCUUAACUAUUAAAGCAUGGAAUCUUCU
Messenger RNA from Orycteropus afer afer, 3316 nucleotides. NCBI's taxonomy places the organism in Eukaryota, Metazoa, Chordata, Mammalia, Tubulidentata, Orycteropodidae. The record is from RefSeq and is a predicted model, not a curated record.